AUGUCUGGCGCAAUUUAUUUAUUUAUGAUUGCUAAUACUGAUUUAUACCUCAUUAAUAAUUAUGAUACAGCUUAUUCUGCUCUAGGACAAUCAAAGCAUGAUAACUUAACACUAAGUAAAACUCAAGCUAUUGAAGCAGUAAUUAAUUCAACGUGUACGAUAGCGCGUUUUUUUUCAAUGAUAUCCUUAACCGCAUCAGUGAUGAUUUCCUUAGUUAUGGCCAUCGAUCGAACUAUUUGUGUUUGUUAUCCUAAACGCAAGAAUAGAAUCACUUUCAAAGUAGCUCAUAUCAUGAUGUUAAGCUGUUGGUUGUUUGGAUUUGUGAUGACGUUGACAUAUAGUACACGUUUCUUAAUGUUACCGAAUGGAAAUUCUAAACAGCUCGGCCACAUAUUGCAAAACCUGUGUUACAUUGGCCAUCAUACAGAUUUAGUAUUAAAAGUGAUUAUAUGGACUGUUAUUGGUAUACUUUUAAUCAUGUUUUUGGCUAUUAUUUUGCUUUAUAGCAUCAUCUUUUUACGCGGUCCUCCAAUCUAUCAGCAUUUGCGUCGACGUCAAUAUGAGAUGCAAAUAGUUUGGUUAACUAGUUGUAUGAUGCUUAUCCAGCUACUGUCAUGGAUACCAGGUUUAAUUGCUUUGAUAAGCGAUCUCUUAUCCUUAGCAUUUGUUAGGGCAGCAUUAUGGCAAGAUACAUCACCCAUUAUGAUGAUAUUCUUUUACCUUAGUCCAGCUAUCCAUCCUACCAUUUAUAUCAUCUUUGCAAAGUUAUAUUCCCAAAAAUUGACCAACUUCCUUCAAUGUUGUUGUUGUGUUCUUAUAACUAAGACCGUAAUUAAUAAGGCCGAAUCAAUCCGCAGUAAUAAUUCUACUACAAUAACUGUUAUAGAGAGUCGACGAACCGUUGCUAGUUAUCAUGGAUAA
Messenger RNA from Trichoplax adhaerens, 921 nucleotides. RefSeq lists its product as uncharacterized. The transcript has a single exon. Gene Ontology annotation, molecular function: G protein-coupled receptor activity. Gene Ontology annotation, biological process: G protein-coupled receptor signaling pathway. The record is from RefSeq and is a predicted model, not a curated record. The coding region runs from base 1 to 921 and encodes 306 amino acids. Gene Ontology annotation, cellular component: membrane. Lineage: Eukaryota; Metazoa; Placozoa; Uniplacotomia; Trichoplacea; Trichoplacidae.